AUGAACAAAACGUAUUCAAAUUGUUUCUUUUUGGAUAUUAACUUGGAAAAAAGCAAAGAAACCAUAACUGCAAGUAUCCUCACUUGUAUUUUUAACGCGGUGUUUUCAUUAAUCACAUCUACAGGGAAUUUUAUCAUUCUUCGUGUCAUCUGGAAAACUCAGGAGCUUCAUUCGCCGUCCUUUAUGCUUUUGCUUUGUCUUUCUGCCUCCGAUCUCCUGGUCGGACUGAUUUGUCAGCCGUUUUAUGUGGCUUAUCAGAUCGCAGAGCUUUCAGAUAACUACGGGGCUUACUGCAUCCUGAGAAUGACUCAAAAUAUAUCUAGCUGGACAACGGCUGGUGUAUCUUUGCUGAUUUUGAGCUGUGUCUCCGUUGAUCGACUUCUUGCUUUGACUCUUCAUCUAAGAUACAGGACAAUUGUGACUGUUCACCGUGUGCUUUUUGUCGCGUGUUUUCUCUGGACAGGUUGUAUAACUGCGGUUUUGUUAAAGGUUUGGAUAAGAAAUUGGAUCAUCAUUCCUUUAGUGGUGUUACUGAUUUCAUUUCUGGUUACAGCUGCAAGCACGUUCCAGAUAGUACGAAUUGUUCGCAAGCACCAGCGACAGAUAAAACAGCAGCAACGAAACAUCCAAAUGAACACAGUGAAUGCACUCAAAUGUAGAAGAUCUGCCGUGACUGCACUCUAUAUAUAUGGCUUGUUUCUGUUUUUCUAUGUUCCAUUUUGCUCGACCUUGUUCGCAGAGGCACUAUUUGGGUACACCUUAAAGGUGAAGAUUGCCUAUGACUACACUACAACUGCUGUAUUUGUUAACUCCAGUUUGAAUCCGUUUCUUUACUGCUGGAGAAUUAAGGAGAUACGCCAUGCUGUUAAAACUGCUCUCAAGGGAAACUCGGGAAAAUAUCAGGGGGAAUUGCCGUCAAAGUAA
Pocillopora verrucosa is the source of this 924-nucleotide messenger RNA. RefSeq names its product histamine H2 receptor-like. Gene Ontology annotation, cellular component: membrane. The record is from RefSeq and is a predicted model, not a curated record. Gene Ontology annotation, biological process: G protein-coupled receptor signaling pathway. Gene Ontology annotation, molecular function: G protein-coupled receptor activity. NCBI's taxonomy places the organism in Eukaryota, Metazoa, Cnidaria, Anthozoa, Scleractinia, Pocilloporidae.